CCGCGCCCCCGCGCGGUGCAGUCGGGCCAGGUCCCCCCAGGCCUGGUGGGACAUCGGCGGCGCAGGAAGAAGUGUCCAGGCGAGAGAUUUUGCUAUAGGAGUUCACAAAAAAUAUUGAAAUGUCAGAGUCCACACCAUUUAAGAUGAGACUGGUUCAUCUGGACCUUAAAGGAGCUCCACCAAAGAUCUCAUACCUCUCACAGAUUUUUCCUCUGUUCCGUGCUCUAGGUGCAAACGGCCUCCUCAUUGAGUAUGAAGACAUGUUUCCUUAUGAUGGCCCUCUGCGGCUGCUGCGGGCCAGGCAUGCUUACAGCCCCUCUGAAAUCAAAGAGAUACUGCAUCUGGCCAGACUGAACGAGCUGGAGGUGAUUCCCUUAGUGCAGACAUUUGGACACAUGGAGUUUGUGCUGAAGCACGCUGCAUUCGCCCAUCUCCGGGAGGUGGCAGCCUUCCCCAACACACUGAACCCCCAUGAGGCAGAGUCCCUGGCACUGGUGGGCGCCAUGAUUGACCAGAUCCUAGAGCAGCACCCAGGCACCCAGCGGCUCCAUGUCGGGUGUGAUGAGGUCUACUACCUAGGAGAGGGUGAGGCCUCAAGACAGUGGCUGCAACAGGAGCAGAACAGCAAAGCAAAGCUGUGUCUGUCCCACAUGAGGGCGGUGGCCAGCCGCGUGCUGGCCCGGCACCCUGGCACAACACCCCUGGUAUGGGAUGACAUGCUACGGGACCUGCCCCAGGACCAGCUGGCAGCAUCGGGGCUGCCACAGCUGGUGGAGCUGGUGCUCUGGGACUAUGCAGCUGACCUGGAUGUGCACAGCAAGGUGCUCCUCGUGCAGAAGUUUCGGGAGUGUGGCUUCCUGCGGCUGUGGGCAGCCAGUGCCUUCAAGGGUGCCACAGGGGCCAGCCAGGCCCUGCCCCCCAUCGGGCUCCACCUCAGGAACCAGGCGCAGUGGCUGCAGGUGGCGAGCAGUGGGCCUGCGGACUCACUGCAGGGCAUCAUCCUGACUGGCUGGCAAAGGUACGACCACUUCAGUGUGCUGUGUGAGCUGCUCCCCGUGGGAAUCCCAUCCCUGGCGGCCUGUCUGCAGUCACUUCUACAUGGCGGGUUUGCCGAAGAUGUUAAAUCGAGAGUGGAGAACUUUCUGGGGGUUUCAAACCUGGAAAUAACCGAUCCUAUGAGGGAGGGCACCGGCUCCUUCCCUGGCAGUGCCAUCCUUGACCUCGUCAUGCAAAUCAGCCUCCACCUGCGCAGCUCUGUGGACACACUCCUGGAGAGCAGGUAUGUGAGUGGCUGGUUCAGCCCUUACCACCGGAGGCGGAAGCUGAUCCACCCUGUCAUGAUCCAGCACAUCCAGCCAGAGGCGCUCAGCCUCCUGGCCCGGUGGAGCACCCUGGUGCAAGAGCUGGAGACCACCCUGCAGAUGGCCUUCUAUCCAGACACUGUGGAAGAGUGGCUGGAGGAGAAUGUGCACCCGAGUUUGCAGCGGCUCCAGGCCCUGCUGCAGGACCUCAGCGAGGUGGCCGCUGCACAGUCCCUGCCUGCUGGCCCCAGUUGGGGCGCUGGUCAGGACACCUGAGGGGAGGUCGCAUGCCUAGGCUGGGGCUCUUGCCGAGGGUUAGAGGCACUGUUCUGUUCACCUGAGUGGCACCUGGCCCAGGUGGGUCAGCUGUGUCUGCUUGCUGCUUACUCCCUGCAAGUCCCUAAGGAAAAAGCACACCAGGACCUGUGUUAUGAUCUGCUUGUACAACUUUAUUCUUCUGAAAUAAAAAGGACAAUGAAAGCUAGAAGUCA
Molecule: messenger RNA, 1792 nt
Organism: Carlito syrichta (Philippine tarsier)
Lineage: Eukaryota; Metazoa; Chordata; Mammalia; Primates; Tarsiidae
Gene: HEXD
Product: hexosaminidase D
Exons: 13
Coding region: 120-1577 (485 amino acids)
Biological process (GO): carbohydrate metabolic process
Molecular function (GO): hexosaminidase activity
Source: RefSeq, a predicted model, not a curated record